AUGUUCAGAAAUAACUACGACAACGAUUCCGUCACCUUUUCACCUCAAGGCCGGAUAUUCCAGGUCGAGUAUGCUCAAGAGGCUGUCAAGCAGGGAUCAGUAGUUGUCGGAGUGGUCAGCAAGAAACAUGUGGUCCUCACUGCCCUUAAGCGAAACGCAGAAGAACUGUCCUCCUACCAGAAAAAGAUUGUCGGUGUCGAUGACCACCUAGGAGUAGCCCUUGCCGGUCUCGCUUCAGAUGCUCGGGUCCUUUCCAACUUUAUGAAACAACAGUCGCUCGCCUCCAAAAUGACCUACGGCCGUCCGAUACCUGUCGAGCGCAUUGUGAAUAUGAUUGGUGACAGGGCUCAGACCAAUACGCAACACUAUGGCAAAAGACCCUACGGCGUGGGACUGUUGGUUGCGGGUGUCGAUGAGCUGGGACCCCAUCUAUUCGAGUUCUCUCCGUCGGGGAUGACGCAGGAAAUGCUGGCUUGUGCCAUUGGAGCCAGGAGUCAGAUGGCCCGAACGUAUCUGGAGAGACACCUCGAAAAGUUUGCGGACUGCAGUCGUGAAGAGUUGAUCAAACAUGCAUUGCUGGCAUUAAAGGAGUCUCUGGCGCAAGACAAGGAACUCACCGUGGACAACACCAGUUUGGCGGUGAUCGGUAUGGGCGAGAAAGAUGGCAGAAAGAAGCUGGAGGCCUUCAAGCUCUAUGAUGGACAGGACGUCGGACCUUUGCUCGAGGCAAGUGUGGAGUCGACGGCGACCGAAGGUGGAGAUGCAAUGGAAACAGAUUCGUAG
Fonsecaea multimorphosa CBS 102226 is the source of this 783-nucleotide messenger RNA. RefSeq lists its product as uncharacterized. Bases 1 to 783 code for a protein of 260 amino acids. Gene Ontology annotation, cellular component: nucleus; proteasome core complex, alpha-subunit complex; proteasome core complex. The transcript is spliced from 3 exons. The record is from RefSeq and is a predicted model, not a curated record. Lineage: Eukaryota; Fungi; Ascomycota; Eurotiomycetes; Chaetothyriales; Herpotrichiellaceae. Gene Ontology annotation, biological process: ubiquitin-dependent protein catabolic process.